AUGGUGGAGCGGGGAGACGCGGCGCCGUUGCUGCGUUGGGCCGAGGGCCCCGCCGUCUCCCCGCCGCUGGCCCCGGACCCGCAGGCUGGAGGCCGGGGCUGGGGCGGCGGCGGGGGCAGCCGGGCGGCCGCGGAGCCGCCGAGGAGGCGGGAGCCCGAGGAGCUGGGUCCCUCCCAGGUGCUGCUGCAGCCCGGGCGCCUGGAGCUGGGCGACGUGGAGGAGGACCAGGUGGUGGCCGUGUUCGUGGUCACCUUCGACCCCCGCUCGGGAAACAUGGUGGAAUGGUGCUUACCUCAAGAUAUUGACCUUGAAGGCGUUGAGUUCAAGUCUAUGGCCAGUGGGUCCCAUAAAAUUCAGUCUGAUUUCAUCUAUUUCCGAAAGGGGCCCUUCUUUGGCCUGGCCUGCUUCGCCAACAUGCCUGUGGAAAGCGAGCUGGAGCGUGGCGCCCGGAUGAAAUCCGUGGGCAUCCUCUCUCCAUCCUACACCCUGCUGUACCGGUACAUGCACUUCCUGGAGAACCAAGUUCGACACCAGCUGGAGACACCGGGACAUUACUCUCAUCUGGCUGCAUUCUACGAGGACAAGAAGGGGGUGCUCCACGCCAGUCCGGGGAGAGGUGGCAGCCUGCCCCCUGUCUACUGGCUGCCUUCCAUCCACCGAUACAUGUACCCCGAGAUGAAGAUCACACACCCAGCUGGCUGCAUGUCUCAGUUUAUUAAGUUCUUUGGGGAGCAGAUCCUCAUCCUUUGGAAAUUUGCCUUACUUCGAAAGCGCAUUUUGAUAUUUUCUCCCCCUCCAGUGGGCGUCGUAUGCUAUAGAGUGUACUGCUGCUGCUGCCUGGCCAACGUCUCCCUGCCGGGCAUCGGGGGCACCGUUCCCGAGUCCAAGCCUUUCUUCUAUGUGAACGUGGCCGACAUCCAGAGCCUGGAGGUGGAGGUGUCCUACGUGGCCUGCACCACCGAGAAGAUUUUUGAGGAGAAGCGGGAGCUGUACGACGUCUACGUGGACAACCAGAACGUGAAGACGCACCACGACCACCUGCAGCCGCUGCUGAAGAUCAACAGUGCCGACCGGGAGAAGUACCGGCGGCUCAACGAGCAGAGGCAGAUGCUGUUGUAUUCCCAGGAGGUAGAAGAAGAUUAUAACCCUUGUGAAGAGGACCUCUUUGUGCUGUUUUUCCUAGAGCAAAACAAUCGGAUAUUUCAGACUUUGCUGGAGGUGUCCGCCAGUCAAGACAAAACUCUGACAGCUGAGCAUGCCCGGGGCAUGGGUCUAGACCCCCAAGGAGACCGGAGCUUUCUUAUGGACCUGCUGGAGGCCUACGGCAUCGAUGUCAUGUUGGUCAUUGACAACCCCUGUUGCCCAUAGGAAAGAUGAGUUCACCCAGGCCCCAGAUGGCCUGAUUUUUAAUUAAGUUGACACAAAGGAAUACUGUUUAUACUUCCAACAAAUGUAACUUUUGCAUCUCCUUCCCUCCCUUCCUCCCAAGAGGUAAGAUGAGAGCACCUUGGUUUUGUAGGUCGUUGGAAGCUACCACCUUCAGAGCUGCCGCUGGUGUGGUCUUAGGAGUUAUCAAAGCAGAUGCUCUCAUUGCCUUGUUGAGGGACUUGAGAUGGGGCGAAGACCGCAUAUCACCAGGAGCGGGCCGAGCUCUGGAAAUGUGGGGCUGGGCUGCUGAGAAAGUCUGUCUGGUCUUUGUCGCUUGACAUAUCAAGAAUAAGACAACUCUCCAGUGUGGCGUUGGAUGUCCACCUGCCCGAAGCAGAAGCUAGACCAGGUGGCUUUUCAAGGUUAUUUUAAUCAGUUCUGGAAGUCUAGUCUUGGGAUCAAAUCCCUUUUCCUGUUUAUUAGAGUAAAUCUGUGUUUUCUCUGUUCACGUAGGUAAGAGACUCUAAAGAGGGACAAAGGAUAUUUCUGUCACCAAGUAUGAGCUUCUCUAAGGACAGAUGACAGGGAGAGGUUGCUUCUCAGUCACCUGAGAACUAAAAUUGUAGAAUGAAGCCUUGAAACCUUUCCCUGAGUGAGUUAAUGGCGGCCACUCCACGUAAUAGUCCUUUUUCUCUGAAUCCCCUCCUCUUGGGACGGGCUGGCAGAUCCCUUCGGGCCGAUGUUAACAAGAGUGUGUGCCAGUUUGGAGCCCUCGUAAACAAACUUCUCUUUAGCAGAGACGACAUUUGUCGAGCUAAGUAAUUGGGACCAGAGAUGUACAGGUUUGUUAGAGAGCAAACGUGGCAGUCCCUCCACCCAGGAAAGUAGCUGGGAACCCUGAGUGUGAGCGAUGAGCUCCUCUGCUUUGCUCUGGAGCGCUCUGACCUGGAACAGCUCCUGUCGCCCUGCCUGCUCUCUUUGGCUGGGGCGUUCAGUGGAUGCCAGCUUAGGUGAGACAGCCACAGUUUGUUAGCCAGAGAAGCUAGCUCCUGGAGUAGCGUUUAGGCCUUUUGGGUCUGUUUAGGAUUUUGACUUGGGAUCCUGGGUUGUUGGUGACAAAUAAUGUCUUGCCCCUCACCAUUCCUGCCUGGCUCUGUUAUUGGAAAAACCAUCAGUAUAUCCAUGUCUGGGACCAAGUUCCAGCCAGGCAAAUGUACACAGCAGAGAGAAAAAACUUCCAAAUAGAUGGAUCACAUGUCUUAUCUCAAGACUAGCUUUAUAGGGCUUAUUGCUUUAUUUAAAAAUAUUUUCACUGUAGCUCCUUGACAUGGAAUUCAAGACUAAAGAAAUUCACAUGUGGAAAUGCAAACAGACAUUGAUUAAUCAAGGUAGCAUCUUUUAUGUAAGUAUAUAAAUAAGUUUGGGCAUUGAAUUGUAAACUGUACAUUUUUCUCCUCUGUGGGUUUAGCCUUCAUUUCAGUAAUACAUAUGUUUACAAAAGAAAAAAAGAAUCUGUGUUUAGAAGUUGAAGCUUCACUGUCUUUUUCCUGGAAGAGUGACUGUCUCCUCUUGCCCCUGGAGAAGAAGCGGCCUUUCUAACUUGGGUCAAGUUAUGGUUACUUUUAUACUUUUAGUGGUAUCCGAAGGUUCGAGGCUUUCUAAGUUGGGGGUGGGUGGUCAGAAGUAGGGGUGGGCGUAAAAGGGAAGGUCAGAUUCUCGUGGAGGACACAGGCAGACCCUCUUUCUGUGCAACUGGGGAAUUUGUUGGGAGAAUACUCUUUUUAAGCACUUCUGCUCCAGAGGCCUUCUGCGUGUGAACGCUUUUGUUUUUGUGGUAUUGUAAUUCCAAGCUCAGACGUGCUGAUGUAAAGGUAGUAGGAUGAAGAUGAGAUUCCUGUAAUUCCCUUUAAAUGGUGGGCCCAGGCUUCUGUGCUCCUUUUAGCUCCCUGCCGUCCUAGGCAGCUGUCCAUCUGGCAUCUCUGUGUGUCCCCCCGAUGCUCACGCAGAGGUCUGGGCUGGGGGUGGUCCUGGGAGGGGUGCACCCAUGAGGCAGUGCCACUCUGAGGUCAUACGCACCCUGGGCUCGGCUGACCUUGAAGAGGAAACCCAAGAAUUGGUUCUUCCCUGUAUUGCCAGCUUCCUGGCAGGGGGGGGCGGGGGUGCCAGGAGUCUGGUGCAGCACCCUCUGCUGGGCUGGCCAGCGCGCUGUUGCCCUGUAGUUACCCUCGUCACUGCCUGUCGUCCCCCAAAGAUGCAGAUGUGGAGCCUCUUGCUUCCGAGGUCAGAGGUCACCGUUUGAAGGCUCCCGCCUCCUCCCUGAUCUCUCAGGUGAGCAGCACCCACAGCGUCACUUGCUGCCAGGUCUUGGAAAGGGGACUUCGUUGGUGAGGUACCAGGCAAGACUCCCUGCACAGGGACGGCAGAAGCUACAAGCCACACAGACCUGCUUUUGUGUCACUGUGGAAGUAUUUUCUGAGAAACCAUCUGCUUUUGUUUGGAAGCUUUGGAGAAUGUCCCUCUUCCCUGUCCUCCAUAGGGACAGGGCUUACUGUUAUUACUGUGACCUUCUGGAGCAGGUUGGGAACCUUGGGUACGUUGACUGAUGGUGGCCUUCUGUCCCUCUAGACUCUUGGACCACCUCCCUCCCUCCCCACCGCCCACCGCGCCAGCUGGCUUGGUCCUGCUGGGGAACUUUAAGCCUGAUCUACUGCCAAGCUGUGAGCCACGUCCUAACUUGGAAACACUGCUGACCUGAGACACGGGGGCUGCCAGGUCAUCCCUGAGUCAAGUUAGAAGAAAUUCUCGGUGGCGAGAGUCCUUGUGGGACCUAGAAUCCAGGCUCGGGGUUUGUUGAUGUCUGUAAGAUACGACAGAGUUCUGGUAAAAUGGAUUUUUCACUUGUGCAGGCUGGGCCGAUGGUACCAUUCAGCCUUUGGGACAAUGUCCAGUUGUCCUCUGGAUUAGGACUCUUCAGGAGUCAGAAAUGGUAGGACUUACCUUUCACCAGACCAAAAAGUAUGGGCCAAAUAAUAGUUUAGAAUUAGCUUUGGCUUUUGCUAAGCAUGAAGCACUCCUUAGGCCUGGUGUGGAUCCCUUCUAAUGUAAGUGCCUGUACAGUCCUCAGUGAGUUAUGAGUGCUGUGCAUCAGCAGGCAUUUGUCUCCCGUAGCCAUCAUUCAUCCUGGCAUCAUGUCUUCCAUUUGGCUGGAGAUGGGAAGCUAAAUUCAUUGAUAUAUUGAUAGAAAUAAUUUAGCAUAGGAAUUUGCAUUUAUAACUUACCUUGUUUUGUCCCACGUGAAAAUCAAGAUGGGAAAUUUAAGUAUAGCACAGGGUGCAGAUAAUUCUCAAUACCACGUGUGAAGAUUCAUUUAUCAGUGUAACUACCUAUGAUAUUUUAGCUAGAAGAUAAAGAUAAAUGAAAUCAUAGCUGAAUCAGUUUUUCAUUCUGGUGGUUAUGAGGAUGAACUUGCUAUUUGUCUUGAUACACUGAAAGCCCUUCAAACGCAAUAAAAAGAUAAGAUUAUUCACCUUUAAACCGAGGCCUUUGGGGAACCUUUUGUAAAGGGCAGUGAUGAGUUAACCUUUUAACAGCAGUACAGCAACCCUCCAGGAAGAGGCGGGGACCUCAGGGACUGUUUGUUUUGUUUUGUUUUGUUUUAAAUGAAACUGCAGAGCCCAGGGAAUGAAUUGAGGUGCUUUCUCCACUCCCAGGACGCAUCAUACUUGCAUAGAGGAGGGGGAGGGCGCUGCUGAAUAAAAUAAGACAGUGAACUUGCUUUGGUGUGAUGACAGUUCUCAAACAGGCAAGGUUAGUAUGGGGACCAGCGUGUCUCACAUGGGCUUUCAUCUCCCCGUUAGGUUCCUGGCUGGUGGGCUCAGACUCUGUGAAAGGGCCAGUCCUCGGGUCUUUUCCCUGCAUUCCUGCGGUACUUAGUGCCCUGCCGUGAGGAUCCUGCGCCUGGGGCUCACUUCAGCAGGCCAGUCCGUCCCCUCUCAUUUCGGGAAAGCCCUUUUGUGAUUCAGGGAGGGGAAGAGGAGUUCAGGGCUCCUUUUACUCCCAAGUCGUGGAUUUUUAAUAUUACAUUUGUAUACCAAUAUACCUCUGUUCCCCGGAGCUACUGGGGUGCAGAGUGCUGUGGAAAAAGGCUAACUGUGAAUUUAGUUCAUGUUUUUCUUAUAAGAAAUGGAAGUUUAUUUUUAUAUCGAUAUUACUAUGUGAUGAAUUGAGUAUGCAGAUGUUGGAAGGAAAUUUCAAAACUAUAAUCCUAGAAGAAACGGGCAGUAUUGCAAUUUGGAAGCAGCUGAGACCCCAUAAGAGUUUUGUUAUUUAAAUGUUUUGGUGAGUGAAUAAGGACUAUCCUGUGAAAUCUAACAAACAGCCUCUUGAGAUAGAGUUGACAGUCCGAUGGAGGAUGACACACAGUCACCAACCUUAAGUAAGAUUCUUGUAUGAAAGGGGGUGAAUGUGAUCACGCUGAUACCAGGCCUCUUAAAGCUGGAGGGAGAUGGGAGGCAGGGGUGGUUUUAUAACUGGCACUUUGACUCAUUUGUGGAGCUGGAACACAGGAGCCAUUUGGUGAAACUGCACAUUUAGAAAGGAAGUAAGAAUUUUCCAGAGCUAGAUAGAGAAAUGAUGAUGGAGAAGUAAAGCCCUGCUUUCAUCUCUUUAGCAUUUAUUCUAGAAGCUCAGCGUAGUGGGCUUUUAGAGGUAAUAGGAUCUAAAUUCAGAAAAUUUAUUUAACUACCAUAGAAGGAUAGGUAUGAGUUACCUCUGUUUGCUGUGGAACGCCUCUUUAGACUAAUGGUACAUCUACUUUGCUUUCUAAGGACAGUUGGGGGAUGCAGGGGUGGGGUGUAGGGUAUUAUGAACUAGCCGGAGAUGAUCCACAAAAUGAAAAAUCCACACACAGGUCACUGAGUUCACUGGUUGUUAACAUAUACCAUUGACAUUGGAGUGAAAACUCCUUCCUUUGGCCAAAUCAAGCAAAGAUAAAAGUCUCAAAAAAUUUUGAAGGCAGCACCAGGAAAUGCAUUUCGGUCUAGCCCUCCAAGACCAGUGAGGAGAGCUGUAGAUUCUGUGCUUUUGAACAGACUAGGUAGGAGACUUUAGGGGUACGGAGUAGAGGAAAAAUAAAACUAACCUCCUUUGUUUAUCCCAAGCUUGUUGGCUAAAUUUUUUUUAUAGGUCUGAGAGAGAAACCUUUUUUGAAAAAGAAAUAGUUGUAAGCCUUGGGAAAAGUUCUGUUUUUUCCAAGUUAGGAUCAGCAUAGUCUCCCUGUCGCCUUAAAUGUCAAACCCCUAUUUUGAUU
Molecule: messenger RNA, 6676 nt
Organism: Eubalaena glacialis (North Atlantic right whale)
Lineage: Eukaryota; Metazoa; Chordata; Mammalia; Artiodactyla; Balaenidae
Gene: DENND11
Product: DENN domain containing 11
Exons: 9
Coding region: 1-1368 (455 amino acids)
Cellular component (GO): cytoplasm
Source: RefSeq, a predicted model, not a curated record